Molecule: messenger RNA, 219 nt
Organism: Paramecium pentaurelia
Lineage: Eukaryota; Ciliophora; Oligohymenophorea; Peniculida; Parameciidae
Source: the annotation of a GenBank genome assembly
AUGAAAAAUCAAGAUAAAGAGAUAUAUAGAUCCAAGAAAUAUAGAUUAGAAAAGGAUGAUUUAUUGAGAUAAAUUUAAGAGUUAAAUGAUUUAGUUUAACAUUUGAGAAAGGAUAAUGAUAAUUUGAAUAUGAGUUAAAAAAAUAUAAAUUUAUUCGUUAUAUUUGGAUUAAUAGAGUCAAUAACAAGAACAGAGAAUCUAAUGGGAAGUAGAAAAUGA